GUAGGUAAGAAGAACGAACAAGAGCAGAAAUAUUUCGACGAUUUCUAUGAAGAGGUUUUUACGGAACUGGAAACGAAAUACGGUGAAAUAGACGAGAUGAAUGUGUGUGAGAAUAUUGGAGAGCAUAUGAUUGGAAACGUUUACGUGAAGUUUGUAAGGGAGGAGGACGCGGAGAAGGCGGUGAAGGAUUUAGAAAAUAGAUGGCAAGAUAAAGAAUAA
Messenger RNA from Anisakis simplex (herring worm), 219 nucleotides. Lineage: Eukaryota; Metazoa; Nematoda; Chromadorea; Rhabditida; Anisakidae. The record is from the annotation of a GenBank genome assembly.